This is a messenger RNA of Leopardus geoffroyi (Geoffroy's cat), 2800 nucleotides long. It is a transcript of the gene ZMYND15, whose product is annotated as zinc finger MYND-type containing 15. Lineage: Eukaryota; Metazoa; Chordata; Mammalia; Carnivora; Felidae. The record is from RefSeq and is a predicted model, not a curated record. The transcript is spliced from 13 exons. Gene Ontology annotation, molecular function: histone deacetylase binding. Gene Ontology annotation, biological process: spermatid development; negative regulation of DNA-templated transcription. Bases 443 to 2671 code for a protein of 742 amino acids.
CUGCAGGUACCGGAGGAGCGGAGCGGCCGGGAGGGGCUGGGUCCCCUGGGGCUCCCCGCCGAACCGAUCCAAGGCGGAGGGAUGCCCCGGCUCAGACGGAUCCCAGAGUCUUGCCUCCUGCCCAAACCCUUCCCCUCGGGUUAGCCCUCCAAACCUGCUCACCGCUCGAACCCAGGUCCUGAGGGUUUGAACCCCCAAUACCGCCUCUCUCGGGACUACUCAUCUUAAAGCCUCCUCGCCCCCUUCCAAGUCUAUUUCUCAUUCCCACCCUGAGCCCCGAAAACUAGCCUCUGCUCCUAACAUUCCUCCAAUCCAGAGGUUCCCCUCGUACGUGACCCUCAGACCCACGCCCUCCCCAUCUUGUGACCCGGCCCCAAACUCCCCUCACCAUACAUCCGUUCCUCUGCUCAGUCUGGGCCCAGGCCCCUGUGGCCCUGAAGACAUGGAGUUUGUAUCUGGAUACCGGGAUGAAUUCCUUGAUUUCGCUGCCCUCCUGUUUGGCUGGUUCCGAAAGUUUGCGACGGAGCGCGGGGCUGUGGGGGCCAGCCUUGAGGGCCGCUGGCGCCAGCUGGAGACGCAGAUCAGAAGGCUGCCCCAGGACCCCGCCCUUUGGGUGCUGCAUGUUCUGCCCAACCGUAAUGUGGGCAUCAGCCUGGGGCAAGGAGCAGAGCCAGGCCCUGGAUCGGGCCUGGGGGCUGCCCAGUUCCUGGGAGAUGAGCCCCCACUCCACCUGCGAGACCUAAGCCCCUAUGUCAGUUUUGUCAGCCUGGAGGAAGGGGAGGAAGCAGAGGAGGAGGAGGAGGAAGAGGAAGAGGAUGGAGAGGAGGAGGGUGCAGGCUUGGAGAAGGUAGAUCCAGACAAAAAUGGGGCCCCUGCCCCUACCAGCAGGGACUCCCCCCAGGAAGCAAACCCUCCAGGGAGGCCAGAGGAGCCGGAGCAAGAGGCAGGAGGUGGAGGAGGUGGCCAGGAUUGCUGCCGAGAAGACACGGCAGAGGGCGAAGCAGUCCCUGAGAGGAGGAAGGGGCGGAGAAGUGAGGCUGCCCCCCUGCACCUUUCCUGCCUCUUACUGGUAACAGAUGAACAUGGCACCAUCUUGGGCAUUGACCUACUAAUGGAUGGAGCCCAGGGCAGUGCCGGCAAGGGCUCAGGGCCAGAGAACCUGGCCCCUCGGGCCUAUGCUCUCCUCUGCCACAGCAUGGCCUGCCCCAUGGGCUCCGGAGACCCUCGAAAGCCCCGACAGCUGACUGUGGGAGAUGCCCAGCUGCAUCGAGAGCUGGAGAGUCUGGUCCCGAGGCUGGGAGUGAAGCUAGCCAAGACGCCGAUGCGGACAUGGGGUCCCCGGCCAGGCUUCACGUUUGCCUCCCUUCGGGCUCGAACCUGCCACGUUUGUCACAGACAUAGCUUUGAAGUGAAGCUGACACCUUGCCCCCAGUGUAGUGCGGUCUUGUACUGCGGAGAGUCUUGUCUCCGGGCUGACUGGCGGCGAUGUCCGGAUGACGUGAGCCACAGGUUUUGGUGCCCAAGGCUCGCGGCCUUCAUGGAACGUGCCGGAGAACUGGCAACUCUGCCUUUUACCUACGCCACAGAGGUGACCAGUGAAACCUUCAACAAGGAGGCCUUCCUGGUCUCACGGGGCCUCACUCGUGGCUACUGGACCCAGCUCAGCAUGCUGAUUCCAGGCCCUGGCACGCCCAGGCACCCCCGGGGCAGCACGCCAUCCCUCAGCCUUCUUCUCAGUGGAGAUCCCUACCAGCUUCUCCAGGGGGAUGGUCCUGCCCUGAUGCCUCCUGUGCCCCCAGAUCCACCCAGGAGCCUCUUUGGCUCAUGGCAGGAUUACUACCGGUGGAGGGGCCUCGGCCUGGACUCCCCCAUGGCUGUGCUUCUCACCUACCCGCUGACUGUGUACUACGUCAUCACUCACCUGGUGCCCCAGUCCUUCCCUGAGCUCAACAUCCAGAACAAGCAGUCACUGAAAAUCCACGUGGUGGAGGCCGGGAAGGAGUUUGACCUGGUCAUGGUGUUUUGGGAGCUCUUGGUCCUGCUCCCCCACGUGGCCCUAGAGCUGCAGUUUGUGGGCGACGGCCUGCCCCCCGAGAGUGACCAGCAGCAUUUUACCCUGCAGAGGGAGGGCCCAGAAGUGUCUGUCCGUCCUGGUUCCGGGGUAUCGGGGCGGCUCAGCUCCGGGACCAAGGAGAAGGGGGGCCGCAGGGACCUGCAGAUCAAGGUGUCCGCACGGCCCUACCACCUGCUGCAGGGGCCCAAACCUGACCUGGUUAUCGGGUUUAACUCCGGCUUCGGUCUCAAGGACACCUGGCUGAGCUCGCUGCCCCGGCUCCAGUCCCUCCGAGUGCCGGCCUUCUUCACCGAGAGCAGCGAGUACGGCUGUGUGAUGGACGACCAGACCAUGGCGGUGGCCACGGGAGGGGGCACCAGCCCCCCGAGGCCCAAUCCCUUCCGCUCCCCUUUUCGCCUGCGAGCGGCCGACAACUGCAUGCCCUGGUACUGCAACGCCUUCAUCUUCCACCUGGUCUACAAGCCCCCGCAGGGGGGCGGGGCCCGCCCGGCGCCGGGGCCCGCGCCCCAGGCCCCGCCCCCCGCCGCGCCCCCCGCCCCCGCCCGCAGGCGCCGAGGGGAGAAGAAACCUGGGCGGGGGGCCCGCCGGCGCAGGUGAGGGCCCAGGUGUGGCCGCCCGGCGCCCCCCGCCCAACACGCCCCCGAAAGCAGAUCGGAGCCGCGCACGGCCGGGGGGAGGCGUUUGGCGGAUCGCGCGGAGGUAAAUAAAAGUGCUCGUUUGAAACCA